Molecule: messenger RNA, 3310 nt
Organism: Misgurnus anguillicaudatus (oriental weatherfish)
Lineage: Eukaryota; Metazoa; Chordata; Actinopteri; Cypriniformes; Cobitidae
Source: RefSeq, a predicted model, not a curated record
AUACGUCUAUCUGAAUAUACGUUCCAUCUGGGAGUUUGUCAUUUUCAUUAUCAUUUCUUCUUUGCUUUCUCCUGUCUCAGUCUCUCCAUGGAUGUAUGUCAGAUGAAAAUGUUGUCAUCUGGGGAGAAUGGGGAUACAAUGGUGCAUGUAGAGGUACCUGGUCCAACUUUGACAUUCCAGAACAUUCACUAUUGUGUUAGAGAAAGCCGUGGACUUUGCCGUAAGAGAGGACCAAAGAAAGACAUCCUGAAAAAUGUCAGUGGCAUCAUGAAGACGGGACUGAACGCUAUCAUGGGAGCUACAGGAAGCGGCAAAACAUCGUUGUUGGACGUGAUUUCUGGAAGAAAGGAUCCACGUGGUUUGCGUUCAGGUCAAGUUCUGGUUGACAACAAGGUCGUGACCUCUGAACUCCGGCUUAUGUCGGCCUAUGUUGUACAGGAUGAUAUCCUGAUGGGCACGCUUACUGUGCGAGAGAAUCUCUUAUUCUCUGGAAAUUUGCGGUUGCCAAGGCAACAGUAUUCCGCUGGCGAUAAGAAAAAGAAAGUGGAGAGCAUCAUCCAUGAGCUUGGGCUGGAGGACUGCGCAGACACAAAGAUUGGUACAGAGUUUUUAAGGGGUGUAUCAGGAGGAGAAAGAAAGCGUUGUAGCAUUGGUAUGGAGCUCAUUACAUCUCCUACACUUCUGUUCCUGGAUGAGCCAACCACAGGCCUUGACUCCAAUACAGCCAACAGCAUCAUGGGUCUAUUGCACAGGUUGUCACGGGGUGGUAAAACUAUCAUUUUCUCCAUCCACCAGCCACGUUAUUCCAUUUUCAAGCUGUUUGAUCACCUGACGCUCCUCCAUAAAGGCGAGAUGGUUUAUGCCGGACCUGCUGGCAAAGCCAUGGACUACUUUCAGAGUCUGGGUUACACAUGUGAGGCUUUCAACAAUCCUGCAGAUUUUUUUCUGGACAUAACAAACGGGGAAACUAUUUUGUCCACGCCAACAGAGAAGUCAUUGGCUGAGCUGUACAGAGAAUCUCAGUUCUGUGAUGCCGUCGUAGAGGAAAUGAAAUGUAUCACCGGCCCAUCUGGUUCCUCAUUUGAAACCAACAACAAGGCACCAUCCUAUGUCACACCUUUUUUCUACCAGAUGAAGGUGGUGUGUUGGAGGACAGCACUGAACAUUAUUAGGAAUCCUCAGACCUCGUAUGCUCAAUUUGGUCUGAAUAUCAUCUUUGCAAUUUUGAUCGGCCUCAUCUACUACCAGAUGCCUAAAACUCUUCCUGAAGCCAUACAAAACAGGAUUGGAGCUUUCUUCUUCCUUAUAAUCAAUAUGGUGUUUGGCAACCUAUCAGCGGUGGAGCUCUUCAUCAAUGAAAGAAAGAUCUUUGUACAUGAGAACUCUGGAGGAUAUUACCGGACAUCUGUGUAUUUCCUGUCUAAGGUGUUUGUGGAUUUGUUACCAAAUCGCAUCAUACCACUUUUAGCCUUCGCCUCCAUUGCAUAUUAUAUGAUGGGGUUGAAGCCGGCAUUUACAGCGUUCCUGUGCUUUGCAUUGACCUUGUCUUUGGUCAGUCUGGCAGGAGUCAGUUUGGCGUUUCUGGUCAGUGCCAGUGUGAACUCAUUCGCCAUGGCCAACGCUCUCAUCGCCAUUCCUUUUAUCUUCAUGAUGGUUUUUGGCGGGUUCCUUGUGAACCUCAACUCCAUGCUCAGCUGGUUGUCCUGGCUCCAGUGGGCCAGUAUCUUUAAAUACGGGCUAAAUGCUGUGACUAUAAAUGAAAUGAAAGGGCUGGUCUUCAAUGCUACAAUGACAGGAGAGAUGUAUCUUGAAUCUCAGGGAAUCGAUUACAGCACAUGGGGCUUCUGGCAAAACCAGGUGGCUCUGCUGGGCAUUAUACUCAUAUGUAUGACGUUGGCUUACGUACAGCUACGUAGAAUCAACCGCUGGAAAUAGCAGAAACGCAUCAUUCAUACAAUCUGACUGUUCACUUACAAUGUAAUUGUGCCUUUUUGUUGUAUAUUUAUUACACUGUACAUUGUAAUAUUUUAACAUAAAGUUUAACAUAUUUUAACAAUAAAUAAUACAUUGUAACAUUUAUUUAAACCCUACACUGCUGUUGAAAUUAUAUUUGUUACUUGUUUGAAAUUAUAGACGGUUUAACAAGCGGCUGUCGUGGUCCGCACGUAACUUCCGGUAAACUCCGCUAAGAAUAAAUAACAACAAAGUUCUUUAAAUGUAGUUUAUUUAUAUAACAAGCAAAAAAACAACACAUAGAUUACCUAGGAAACCAAAACAUUUGUUAUUUUCGACGAGGCAUUUGUUCAAGAGAUCAGUUUAGCAACAGUCAGACCAUUAAAAAAACAAAACCGGAAGUAAAGUUCAGAUCCAGACGUGUAUCGCGUCAGCGCACAUGCGUCCGAUGAAACCGUCUAUACAAAACUAAACUAAAGAAAACAGGCAAUUGUGCAUCAGACUUUUGACUCAAAACCUAUCCCUUACUGGGAUAUAGAUAUGACCAAUGUGACAACUAGUCCCAAUGUCUAGUUUAUGAUAUCGUGCAUAACUCUUCGUUAACAUUGAAUGAUUUUGCGCCACAAACAAAAAAGACUUCAGUUGGUGCUUUUGGAUCAUAAAUAAAAUUUUGUUUAUGUAACCUAAGGUAUUUAUGUUGAUAAAGUAAUGCUAAUUAAUAUUUUUAUUUGAAAAAAAUAAUUUAAUUUAGAUGUUACCAGCACAUUAUUUUCAUAAUGUUUGCUGUAUUUAACAAAAUGCUCUUCUAUAAAUUGUAAAUAUUUUAAUACAUUUUUUGAAAUCUGUAUGGUUACGAUUAUGAAAUCGGUGUUCUCCAAAAAUAGGGUUGUCACAGAAUACCGAUAUUGACAUUAACGAUGAUAUUAUUUUUUAAAGAUUUUACACAUGUCAUGUCAAUACUACACAUAUACGAUAAUAUUAUAAAUAACUCAGCAGACAUUUAACAUUUUACCCUAAGAUACAUAACUACUCUUGUCUUUUCAUUAGAUAUGAUUUACUGCCUAAAACCCUGAAUAAAACAAAAUUAACAAAAAAGAUACAUUUGACUCAUAGUAUUGUUAAUUUAUGUUUAAAAACAGUUAAUAAUAUUGUUAUCACGAUUUCUUUUGACCACAAUAAUCGUGUAGGUAAAGUCUGAUGUGCUGUAUUUACACCUGUGUGUUGUAACCACUAGGUGGCAGCACUGAUUCAAGUCUUUGACCAAUGUGAUUUACAUUCAUAGCCCUUUCAUUUUUCCAUUGCCCUGUUAUAAAUUAUAGACAGUAAUGUAAUUUCCUAAUAAAUGCUCUAAACUGUU